Messenger RNA from Aspergillus melleus, 618 nucleotides. RefSeq lists its product as uncharacterized. The transcript has a single exon. The record is from RefSeq and is a predicted model, not a curated record. NCBI's taxonomy places the organism in Eukaryota, Fungi, Ascomycota, Eurotiomycetes, Eurotiales, Aspergillaceae. The coding region runs from base 1 to 618 and encodes 205 amino acids.
AUGGUGGCUUCCCGUCUGCUCCACCGGCUUUUCCACCGCACCUCCAAUCCUGAUCCCGCACCGCAUCAGCGACAACAACAGCAGCAGCAGCAAGCGCCAGCGACACCACAACCGAUUCCAGCUCCAGCCCCAACGCCCUUCAACACCGUGCCCAAUUGGUCACGUGCUGUCAUAGAUUCGAUCGGAAUCGAUGCCUCGACGUGUCGCGAACAUGGGGAUCCUGGCUAUUCUCGUCAACUACCCGUUCUUCCUCGCGACUAUCGUUGUUUGGGAGACGACCCCAAUCGGGUAAACUCCACGAUUAAUAUCCAGGAGCAGAGCGCCUUUUUCACCCGCCUACCGCUUGAAGUUCGCCAAUUGGUCUACACAUAUUUGCUAGGAAACCGUCGCAUUCAUGUCGAUUAUGACUUUCAUCCUCGAAGGCGACGAUGGCGAUGGUGGUACCGCGUGUGUGACGACCCACAACACUGCCCGGAUAAAUCAGACCCGUUCGUGUGUCCGGAGUAUGCGGGGGCGGAGGAGGCCAUGCUGGAGCUAGGUUCCAGUGCCUGGGUGAAACCGGGGUUCGAAUACAAACUCCAUGCGCUGGGUUGGCUGAUGUGUUGUUGGAGAGCGUGA